GCACCGCCCUGGAGAGAGCGAGCGAGCGAGAGAGAGAGAGAUCCAGACCCCCCUCCCAUCCCUCCUCUACAGACUCCCCACCUAACAACCUCAGCCCCGCAGCUAGGCUCUCUAGCAAAGACCCCACCCCGCCCCCAACCCUCCCUGAGAGAGGGGACGGAGCGAGACACUCACCGAGGAAGAAGAAAAAGAAGAAGGGAAAAAAAUAGAACAAGAUCGCUUCGGGUUGCCCUCAAUCCGGGCCUACUAAUGCUGUAGCGUAGAGAGGAAGAGCGACGACAACGCACUGAUUGAGGAGUCGGCGUCGCGGGGUGGACCAAGGCGGAACCCGUGGGGGGAACACGACGCUUGUUCAUUCGCUUGUUCGUUACCAUCAUGGGAUGUACGCUGAGCGCCGAGGAGCGAGCUGCUCUGGAUCGGAGCAAGGCCAUCGAGAAGAAUCUGAAGGAGGACGGGCUGGUGGCAGCCAAGGACGUCAAGCUGCUGCUGCUCGGCGGUGGAGAGUCCGGCAAAAGCACCAUCGUCAAACAAAUGAAGAUUAUCCAUGAAGAUGGAUUCUCUGGGGAUGACGUGAAGCAGUACAAGCCCGUGGUCUACAGUAACACCAUCCAGAGCUUGGCGGCCAUCUUGCGAGCCAUGGACUCGCUGGGAAUCGAGUUUGGAGACAAGGAUCGAAAAGCGGAUGCCAAGCUGGUGUGUGAUGUCGUGAGUCGCAUGGAGGACACGGAGCCAUACUCAGCGGAGCUUCUCAGCGCCAUGAAGCGGGUUUGGGCUGACGCCGGGACUCAGGAGUGCUUCAACCGGGCCCGCGAAUACCAGCUCAACGACUCGGCCCAAUACUACCUGGACAGUUUAGACCGGAUCGGGGCUGCAGACUACCAGCCCACAGAGCAAGACAUUCUGAGAACCCGAGUGAAGACCACCGGCAUUGUGGAAACUCACUUCACCUUCAAAAACCUCCAUUUCAGGCUCUUUGACGUGGGAGGCCAAAGGUCAGAGAGGAAGAAGUGGAUCCACUGCUUUGAGGAUGUGACCGCCAUCAUAUUCUGUGUGGCCCUGAGUGGUUACGACCAAGUGCUCCAUGAGGACGAAACAACUAACCGCAUGCACGAGUCCCUCAUGCUGUUCGACUCCAUUUGCAACAACAAGUUCUUCAUUGACACCUCCAUCAUCCUCUUCCUCAACAAGAAGGACCUCUUUGCGGAGAAGAUCAAGAAAUCACCGCUCACUAUCUGUUUUCCCGAAUACACAGGUGCUAACACUUACGAUGACGCUACUGCCUACAUUCAGGUUCAGUUCGAAAGUAAGAACCGCUCUCCCAAUAAGGAGAUCUAUUGUCACCUGACCUGUGCCACGGACACAGGAAACAUCCAGGUAGUGUUCGACGCCGUCACCGACAUCAUUAUCGCAAACAACCUGAGAGGGUGCGGCUUAUACUGAGCACGGCCGUCGUCGCCGAGAGCGUGAGGCGUUAUAUCAUUUUCAUGGUACUUAAAAAAAAAACCACAAACACACACGCACACAAAAAUAUGUAGUUCAACACGUCCGAAAUGAACCCAAAGAGCUGCCGCAAGACGUCAGGUCGGAUUCAUGUCAUGAUUUUCUCCCCUUCCUCUUCUUAUGAGUUCACGACCCCCAGUUUUGUCUUUGAAUGUUUGAAUGAUUUGCUGAUGAGCGUAAACAAACAACCAGGGGAGGGGGUAAGGAGCAGCAAAUAACCCUCCCCGAGUAUUGUCUGCUGCUCCGUUUCGACGAGCGAUAAGAUGGCGCAGACGAUGCUGCCAAUACAUCAGGGGAGGCGGCGCUCUCAUGGCCAGGAAGCACUCCUCCCCUUCACAUGACCGAGUAGCCCGCAGGUCUUUUCCGCUCCUUUUCUCUUGUCCUUCGACAGAAAGAGAGUAUUAUCCUGCGUAGAGUGGCCUCCUGUACUCCGAGGACCGCCUGUAGGCCGAAAAUAUCUCACAUGGGGGAGGUGGGGGGGACGUCAUGUUGGUGCCAACCAUCUAAGAACAGAUCAGGAUCCCAGUUGGUUAUUAUUUAAGGUCCUGACCAUUGAAUUGUUGAUUGUUUCAAGCCUCACGCCCCUUCCUCCAACCACACAUUGGAUUUGUACUCGUAGCCCUCAAUGUGAAUCUGUUUAGACAUAGAAGACUGCACAAGGAGAAUAUCAUCGGAGGCAGCCUCUGUCUGUGAGGGGACUAUCGUAUUCCAGGCCUCCAUCUUAAAACAUUCUCCCCUAACACCCAUCUCAUCCUCCUUACCACGCAGAAGUAGAGCUCUCCAUUUUCACCCCAAACUCCGCUUCUCCUUCCCUGUAUACACAUCUCUCCUCAUAUCCCAUCCAGUCUCACCUUAAAAGCACCGUAUUGUAUAUAAAUAUAUUACGAUUAUACCGGAUUUUUCUUUUUUUUACUGUAAAUGUUUUUGUGCUGCACCCCAUCUUAUUCUGUAGUUCAUUGGUUGCUCUCAUGUGGAAUGUUUGUGCUGAGCCAAUCGAAUGUUGUGUUUACAUUAAAGCUACACUUUUCCUAACUA
This is a messenger RNA of Hippocampus zosterae (dwarf seahorse), 2535 nucleotides long. It is a transcript of the gene gnao1b, whose product is annotated as guanine nucleotide binding protein (G protein), alpha activating activity polypeptide O, b. Gene Ontology annotation, molecular function: GTPase activity; corticotropin-releasing hormone receptor 1 binding; G protein-coupled serotonin receptor binding. Gene Ontology annotation, biological process: adenylate cyclase-modulating G protein-coupled receptor signaling pathway; G protein-coupled dopamine receptor signaling pathway. The coding region runs from base 376 to 1440 and encodes 354 amino acids. The transcript has 8 exons. Gene Ontology annotation, cellular component: heterotrimeric G-protein complex. NCBI's taxonomy places the organism in Eukaryota, Metazoa, Chordata, Actinopteri, Syngnathiformes, Syngnathidae. The record is from RefSeq and is a predicted model, not a curated record.